Ochlerotatus camptorhynchus is the source of this 5763-nucleotide messenger RNA. RefSeq lists its product as uncharacterized. Gene Ontology annotation, molecular function: nucleic acid binding. The coding region runs from base 1 to 5763 and encodes 1920 amino acids. The record is from RefSeq and is a predicted model, not a curated record. NCBI's taxonomy places the organism in Eukaryota, Metazoa, Arthropoda, Insecta, Diptera, Culicidae. Gene Ontology annotation, biological process: DNA integration. The transcript has a single exon.
AUGUCGAGUCGCGGUCGGUCAAAUAAAGGCAGUAACGAAGGUAAUGAACGUGGUACAAUUAGUGGUGUGCAAGUGGUGGUCACCAACGAAACGGUCGAACCGGAGGCAUCAUUUCCAGGCCAGUCAUGCAGAGUUUGCCGUGGAAAGGACACCGAUGAAAUGGUGAGGUGUGAUCAGUGUCUGAAAUGGUUUCAUUUUAACUGCGUAGGAGUUAGCCAAGACAUUGAGAACAAGCCAUGGAAGUGUCUAAACUGUGUUAAGUUGCAACUAGUACCAGAUACCCUUUCAUCUGCAAGCAACACACUUUCUGUGCUGGGUGGUGCAAGAAAGAAGAAACCAGUGGAAACAGAUGGCGAUCCUGUUGCAGAUCCUCUUCAGCACAACGACUCCAAGAAGAAACAUCAGUCUAAGGAGGGCAACGUGAAAGCGAAGUCAAUGGUAACUCAUGCGUCAAGCCAAGCGUCUAGCAGAGCAUCACAAACUCUCGCCAAGCUAAAGCUACAGAAGCUGGAGGAGGAAAGGACCCUGAACGAGAAAAAGUUGGAGCAGGAACAAAUCUAUCUGGAGGAAAAGUACAAACUACUGGAGGAGAUGGCUAGCGAAGCUGGUUCGAACGCGAGUAGCGUGUCGGACGUCGUAAGAAACUGGCUCCCACAAGCGCAAUCAAGUCAUCACUCACAAUCGGAAAAUCAACCGUUGGCAGUUCACCCCCUCGAUGAUUCCCCUAGAACCAAUAAUGGCAACCAUCAACCCAGACCAUUCGCCGAUGGACAACCGGAACGUGAAGAAGAUCGCUUCUCGCUAACAAGGAAACAAUUAGCGGCGCGACAGGCUAUUUCCAAGGAUCUGCCCCAGUUUUCCGGCAACCCUGAGGAUUGGCCUCUAUUCAUCGCGACGUUCAACAACACAACGGCCAUGUGUGGCUUCACUAACGACGAGAACAUCUUUCGACUGCAGAAAAGCCUGAGAGGACGAGCCUUUGAAGUGGUGAAGAGCCGGUUGGUACACCCUGCCAAUGUUCCUGGUGUGUUGAAGACGCUGAAAAUGAUGUUCGGUCAGCCAGAAGCCAUCGUUCAAACGCUCAUCGAGAAAAUUCACUCCCUGCCGGCCAUAAGAGAGGAUAGGCUAGAAACUCUAGUGGAUUUCGCUGUAAAUGUGGAGAACUUCUGCGCGACCGUAGACGCCUGUGGCUUGGAAGAAUACCUGUAUAACACGACCCUCCUACAUCAGCUUGUGAGCAAGCUACCUCCAACAAUCAAGCUGAACUGGGCGCAGUACAGGAUUUCACUGCCGGGAGUCAACUUAGCAUCUUUUAGUUCCUGGAUCUAUUCCCUCGCGGAGGCCGCUAGCAUAGUGACUAUUCCAAGCAUCACGAGCUCCAAGCCAGUAAGGAAUGACAGAAGUGGAACAAAGAAAGGAAGUGGCUUCGUGAAUACUCACUCGGAAAUCACUGCAGAACCUCCAAGUGGGAAGAAUUCCAGUGCUAGUAACGAGUGCCCCGUCUGUAAAGGAGCUUGCAAAGCGAUUGACAAGUGCAAGCGCUUUCUUGAAUUCUCUCGCGACUCACGUUGGGCUAUAGUGCGCGAAUAUUCACUGUGUCGCCGUUGCCUCUGCCGUCACAAUGGAGUGUGUCAGGCCAAACUCUGCGGAAAAAAUGGAUGUCAGUUCAAGCAUCAUACUCUCCUGCACAACGACCAUUAUCAACAAUCGUCGCCAGCUACAUCAGCGACGUCGCCAUCUUCAACAACAGCACCCUCGACGAGUGGCAGUACGGAACAUCCCAAAACAGGAACUAGUUCAACAGCGCACGGUUGCCACACGCAUCAAACCAAAUCAAGCGACAUACUGUUCCGUUAUAUUCCGGUAGUUCUGUACGGAAAACGUGGAUCGAUCCGAACACACGCAUUCCUCGACGACGGCUCCGAUCUUACAUUGCUGGACGAAGAGUUAGCUGACGAACUAAAGCUGGAUGGAGAAGUCAGGUCGCUUUGCCUACACUGGACCGGCGGCACGCAGCGUCAAGAAGUGAAGUCAAGGGUCGUCGAACUGGAAGUAGCCGGUGUACACAGCGGAGCCAAAAGUUUCACCAUCAGUGGUGCACGAACAGUAAACGAACUUCUGCUUCCGUACCAGACGAUGGACAUCGAGGAACUAUCAUCUUUGUACCCGCAUCUGCAAGGGCUUCCGAUCGACUCAUACCACGGUGUUCGGCCACGGAUCCUGAUUGGACUUAAGAACCAGCAUCUCAGCCUUCCUCUCAAGUGCCGCGAAGGCAAUCUAAGCGAUCCCAUCGCCAUUAAGACUCGUUUAGGCUGGACAGUGUGCGGUGGAUGCAUGGCAGAACCUGCAAUCAGCCCGGUGCACUCCGUCUACCACAUCGGUUCUUGCGAGGACCAACACAGUUCAGAUGAGGAUCUACACCAAGUCCUCAAAGAUUACUUUGCGCUGGAUAGCUUGGGGAUUAUGAAGCCACAACACGCACCUAUCUCCGUCGAGGAUCAACGAGCACAUUCUCUUCUCAAUUCGCUCACGAGGUUCACAGGGGAACGCUACGAAACUGGCCUACUUUGGCGUUACGACACAGUACGUCUACCGGACAGCCGAGAGAUGGCUCUACGACGUUUCCAAUGUCUAGAAAAGCGUAUGCAGAAGAAUGAAACACUCACCAAAACGUUGAAGGAGAAAAUGGUGGACUAUCUGAGCAAAGGCUACAUACGGAAACUAUCUGAUGAAGAGUUGAGCCAAUCGUUUCAGCGUGUUUGGUAUCUUCCAGUGUUCCCGGUGACAAAUCCAAACAAGCCGGGAAAGGUGAGGAUCGUGUGGGAUGCAGCAGCCAAAGCAUUCGGAGUAUCACUGAACUCUGUGUUGCUGAAGGGCCCCGAUCAUCUUUCAUCACUAUUUACUGUGCUGAUCCGCUUCUGCGAGCAUCCUGUAGCUCUGACAGGCGACAUACGUGAAAUGUUCCACCAAGUGUUAAUUCGGGAUGAAGACCAGCAGAGUUUGCGGUUCUUCUGGAGAGAUGAGGAUGGACAGAUAGCAAUAUACGUAAUGUGCGUCAUGACAUUCGGUGCUUGCUGCUCUCCUAGCAGCGCCCAGUACGUGAUGAACUUGAAUGCUGCACGCUUCGAUCAGGAAUAUCCAGCUGCUGUGGAGGUAAUUAAGAAGCAGCACUACGUAGACGACAUGUUGGUGAGCGUAGACACCGAAGAAGAGGCCAUCAAGCUCGCUCAAGAUGUAAAGUUCGUACACUCGGAGGGUGGGUUCGAAAUCCGUAAUUGGACCAGUAAUUCUCUGCGCGUCCUAGAAGCCUUACGUGGAAGCAACGCUGAGGAGAAGAACUUGGACCUCUCACCAGAAAUGGCAACCGAAAAGGUGCUCGGGAUGUGGUGGUGUACAUCGGCAGAUGUCUUCACCUUCAAAGUCGGUUGGGACCGCUACGAUCGCGACCUGUGGGAAGGCCGCCGUCAGCCUACGAAACGGGAGGUUCUACGGGUCCUCAUGAGGAUAUUCGAUCCCCUUGGACUCAUUGCGCCGUUCCUAAUGUUCCUCAAGAUCCUGCUACAGGAAAUCUGGCGAAGCGGCAUCCAGUGGGAUGACAAGAUCGACGGCAAUGCCUUCGCCAAAUGGUGCAAUUGGCUGCAAGUCCUGCCCCAAGUUGAACAAGUCCGAGUAGCACGAUGUUUCCGCUCUCAUCUUCUUCCCGGAUACCAUGAUGUUCAACUGCACACGUUUGUAGAUGCGAGUGAGAACGGUAUGGCUGCCGCAUGCUUCCUGCGCUUCGAUCAGGCUGGAACUGUCCGAUGCUGCUUAAUUGCCGCCAAAACAAGAGUUGCCCCCUUGCGAUAUCAUUCGAUUCCACGGCUCGAGCUCAUGGCAGCAGUUAUUGGUACAAGGCUCUCCCAAACGGUCCUCAGCUCCCUGUCCUUCAACGUGAGCAAGCGAUUCUAUCACUCGGAUUCCAGGGAUGUGAUUUGCUGGCUGUAUUCGGACCAUCGUCGCUACACACCAUUCGUUGCCUGUCGAGUCGGUGAGAUCUUGGAGUCAACAGAACCGAACCAAUGGCGUUGGGUUCCAACCAAGUUAAACGUCGCAGAUGAUGGCACGAAAUGGGAGAAAUUCCCGGACAUGACUCCAGAAUCCAGGUGGUUCAUCGGGCCAGAUUUCCUGCGGGAACCGGAAGAAGCAUGGCCAUGUCAAAUAGCGAAAGGAAGCAAGACAGACACUGAACUUCGUCCCUGUCUGCUAACCCAUUUCACCGUGCCAGAUCCACCGAUCAACGUUUCCAGCUGGAAGCGGAUGGUCAAAGUAGCUGCCUUUGUGCAUCGUUUUGCGGCAAAUUGUCGCCUAAAGAAGCAAAAGAAACCUGUUCAUUGUGGUCCACCUUCCGCAGAGGAACUGCAGAUCGCCGAGCGCUACGUGAUACGCCAAGCCCAACGAGAAGCCUACCCGGACGAAGCAGCUAUUCUGAAAUCGGUGAACGGAUCGCCGAAGCCCAUUCCCAAGACCAGCCCGUUGUUUAAACUGACACCCUGGCUGGACGACCACGGACUGAUGAGGAUGCGGGGAAGAAUUAGUGCCUGUACGCUAGCCACCGAAGAUGCUAAAAACCCGAUUAUCCUCCCACGUGACCACCACACUACCAAUCUUAUUAUUGCACACUAUCACACUAAGUACCACCACCAAAACCAUGAGACCGCUAUAAAUGAGCUCCGACAGAGGUAUUGUAUACCUCGACUACGAGCGACCUACGCAAAAGUACGCUACAACUGCCAACACUGCAAAAAUCAUCGCGCAACCCCACAGCCUCCAAUAAUGGCCGAUCUUCCUCUAGAGCGACUUGAUGCCUUUGCUCGACCCUUCACCCAUAUUGGCGUUGACUAUUUUGGACCAAUCGAAGUCGUCGUAGGUCGUCGAGUGGAGAAACGGUGGGGAAUGUUGGUCACAUGCCUGACCACUCGUGCGAUCCACAUCGAAGUAGUACACACUUUGAGUACCGCCUCCUGCAUCAUGGGCCUCCGAAACUUUGCAGCACGCCGCGGAAUGCCCAAGACGAUCUAUAGUGAUCACGGUACCUGCUUCAUUGGCGCGAACCGCGAAUUGGGAGAGGCAGCAACGGCGAUCAACCAGGACGAGGUGAUGAAGGAGUUCAGCGGUACCGAGACCACCUGGAAGUUCAUUCCCCCAGCGUCGCCGCACAUGGGCGGCAGUUGGGAACGCCUUAUCGGUAUAGUGAAGCGGAACCUCAUGGAAAUCCGCCCCUUGCACAAGCCUAACGACGAAGUGCUACGAAACCUUCUAACCGAGAUCGAAUGCACUGUUAAUUCUCGGCCGCUUACACAUGUUCCGGUUGAUGAUGAAUCUGCACCUGCUCUCACCCCGAAUCACUUCCUCCUGGGGUCAUCCGACGGAACGAAACCGAUAUGUACCCUCGAUGACAGCGGAACAGCACUACGGCGGACCUGGCGAAUGUCUCAGCAGCUAGCCAACCAGUUUUGGAAACGUUGGCUAAGUGACUACUUGCCGGAGAUCACUCGACGAACGAGAUGGUAUGCGAACACGAAGCCGAUAGCGAUUGGCGAUGUGGUGAUCAUCGUUGAUCCGAAGCUGCCCCGGAACUGCUGGCCUAAAGGCAAGGUCAUCGGAACUUACAUCAACAAGAACGACAAUCAGAUCAGGGCGGCAACCGUAAGAACUGCGAACGGUGUGUUCGAGCGCCCUGUGGCCAAGCUGGCUAUAUUGGAUGUACGGCGCGACGGACUGUAA